AUGUCAGAGAUUAAGUAUAAAAAUCAAAUUCUGGCAGCGAUAGACCAUUUACGAUCACGAAAAUCACGUCCUGACAUAAAUAGAAUUUGCAAAUUUAUGUUAAAGUGCUAUAAAGUAGCACCAAAGGAUACAAAAGCGGAUUUAAAACGUUGUCUCAAAGAGAAAAGCAUAUAUAAAGUCGAUUAUAAAGAUAAUGUAAGCUAUAGAAACGCAGCUAAGUGGCGAAAAAAACCUUCCCAAAACAAGAAAAUGAGUUCCAUUGCGAAAAGUGAAAGAAGAAUAAUAACAUCAGCGAUAGCAACAUUAAUAUAUCAAGAUCAAAGUUAUUUGGAGAAUGGUAUUGCGUUUGCUGAUCUUGUAAGAGUAGCUUCGAAUCAAGAAUCAAAGUAUACUAAGAAGCAGCUGAUAACUAUAAUUAAUAAAGAGCUUAUAUCAGGCAGUCUGGUUAAGUUACCGAAUGGUACUUUAGCUCUUGGACCUGCAGAUCAUGACGGAGACAGCUCAGAUAGUUUUAAAUUUGAAUAUAAUGAUGCAAACACUAAGAUGACCUCAUCAGCCAAUUCAUCUUGCCGAUCUUCCCCUCAAAGAAUGAGAGGAAGACCAAAAAAAAGGGGAGGUGGAGCUUCAAAUAGCAGUACACACAGCAACAAUCAUAAUUCAGGAGUAAGAGUGGGCGAGAGACGUAAAAUGGCAAAAAAAGUAUUCGACCCAUCAGAUAACAAUGUACCCAGCAAACGUAAGAGAGGACGUCCAGUGGGAUCGUUGAAUAAAAGUACAAUAAAAAAGAGGUUAAUGAUCGCUGGCAAAGACAAAGAAGACACUCAACUGUCGGAAAGUCAACAGUCAUUGGAUGGGAGUGGGGAUGAAAUGAAUAACGAUGAACCAUUAUCACAUGAAACAUCAGGUGUAUGCUCUGUGUGCUUGAUACAGAAGACGCGCGGUUCAAAUGAUAGAUUGGUUGAAUGUAGGGAUUGUAAUAAUAAAGCCCAUUUAAGUUGCUUACAAUCUGGAUCCGGGAUCCUUAAACCGAGACCGGAUAACACCUGGCAAUGUCCACACUGCAAGACUUGUGUGGUUUGCUGUGAAACAAAUGAUGCUGGUAUUUUGACUGUGUGUAGCAUAUGCUCAGAUUCUUAUCAUGCAUUGUGCCACACACCAAGAAUACCUGAACGGCUCAAGGCUUGGGAUCAAUGGGAAUGCAAUAAUUGUUUGGAAUCACGUCCGUCAGCCGCCGCGUCUCCAGGAAUCCCAAACAACAUAGAAUAUACAGGAAAAGACUCGAGUUCAAUAGACCCAUUUUUGAAGCCACAUGAAUUAGAUAGGGCACCGACUAAACUAAACAAUGAAGUCCCAAUAGAUCCAAAAAUACCAGAUAUAAGUAAUUGGAAUGUGGACGAUGUUUAUGAGUAUUUUAAACAGCAUUUCCCUGAGGCUGCUCCCAUUUUAAAAGAACAGGAAUUUGAUGGACAAGCAUUAAGUAUGGCGAGAAGAGCGGAUAUUGUUAGGGGCUUGGGCCUGCCUUUAGGUCCAGCAUUAGCAUUGUAUAGAAUCAUAGUUAAAUUACAAACAAGGAGAGAUGAUUGGACAAUGUGUUGGGGUUGA
Molecule: messenger RNA, 1602 nt
Organism: Danaus chrysippus (African queen)
Lineage: Eukaryota; Metazoa; Arthropoda; Insecta; Lepidoptera; Nymphalidae
Source: the annotation of a GenBank genome assembly